Aphanomyces invadans is the source of this 631-nucleotide messenger RNA. RefSeq lists its product as hypothetical. Lineage: Eukaryota; Oomycota; Saprolegniomycetes; Saprolegniales; Verrucalvaceae. The record is from RefSeq and is a predicted model, not a curated record. The coding region runs from base 126 to 617 and encodes 163 amino acids. The transcript has a single exon.
UCAGUCAUAAUCAUUGCUGAAGCAACUCGGAAGGAAUUAUUAGUUCUAUCCUAAUCGAACAGCAUUAUUUCUUUGGGCUUGGUCUGGUCUUUGGUUUCCAUGAUGCAGAUCUCAUUACCAGGGGCAUGAGACGCGCGUUUUCUCUGAACGACGUAAAACACGGCGGCCCCAAUAAGCACGACGACCCCAGACCCGAUCAAGAUCCAGUUGGUGAGGCUCAGGCCAGCAUACAACGACGACGUUGUUGUGGCUGUUGUGGUGGGAACGACCACAGGCUUGGGCUCAGGCGUGCGUUUGAAUUCAAGGCAUCCGCCGGUGGUGAAGUUUGCGAGAUAAGUCUUCUUGGUGGCUGGGUUGUAGCAGCACUCGUCCAUGGCACCUGGGCCCAUGUAGUGGAGGAAGCCGUCGCAGCAAUCCCACCGAUCCUGGGGAAUGUAACACAGACCUGCAGUGCCCGCGCUGUUGACGCACAAGAGCUCGUUUGGUUUACAUUGAGACGGCAUGGAUGCUGCGACGGCAGCAGACACUACGACAAUGACGGCAAGGAAUGGCGACGUCCACGCCAUGGAGACUUGGACUUCCAGGAAUGCCUUCACCGGCCACAGUCUGGCCGGUGAAUGCAACUUGCGAG